Entrophospora sp. SA101 is the source of this 633-nucleotide messenger RNA. The record is from the annotation of a GenBank genome assembly. Lineage: Eukaryota; Fungi; Glomeromycota; Glomeromycetes; Entrophosporales; Entrophosporaceae.
AUGGUUAAAUUCUUUCAACACACUUUUAGAUAUGAAUAUCCAUGGGAUAAUGUAACCUUGGCAUUUUGGAUGCGGUAUCCAAAUCCAUUUGCUUCUCAUGUUGAAAGCGUGGAUGUGAUUGAUAGAUAUGUUGAUCCAAAGAAAGGCAUAUUAAGAACCACAAGAUUGAUUUUGAAGCGUGGAGUUGUACCAAAAUGGGGAAGAGGGGUUACUUAUAUUCUCGAAGAAUCCAUGAUUAAUCCAAAAACUCAAACAAUGAUCACAUUAACAAAAAACAUAACACACGCUAGAGUUAUGCAAGUGGAAGAACGGCAAACUUUUCGAGUUGAUCCAAAUAAUCCUGAACACACUCAAGUCACAACUGAAGCUAGAGUUAUUAGUAAUUUUGGUUGGGGAUUGACCGAGCGAGUUGAAGGUUUUGGAAUUAAGAAAUUUUCAGAUAAUACUACAAAGGAAGAAUAUGAUGAUAAUAAUUAUUAUUGCUAUAAUUUUAAUGAAGAAUACGAUAGAAUAAAAUCUGAUUACGAGAGAGAUCAAUGGAUAAGAAUAAAGCAUAAAGAAAUUAAAGAAUAUUUAGAAGAUGUGGAGAGACUUAUUAUGGAAGAUUAUAAAAAUUUUUGUAGUUUUUCAUAA